This is a messenger RNA of Daphnia magna, 1071 nucleotides long. RefSeq names its product protein phosphatase inhibitor 2. Gene Ontology annotation, molecular function: protein phosphatase inhibitor activity. Bases 153 to 719 code for a protein of 188 amino acids. NCBI's taxonomy places the organism in Eukaryota, Metazoa, Arthropoda, Branchiopoda, Diplostraca, Daphniidae. The record is from RefSeq and is a predicted model, not a curated record. Gene Ontology annotation, biological process: regulation of signal transduction. The transcript has 5 exons.
GUCCAGUGUCUUUACCACUUCUCUUUGUGUAUACUUUCUAAUGUAAUGUGCCGUACCGGAGGAGUGGCUAGCAGACGAAAAAUUGUAACUUAUUGGCCGCCUCUUUAGUUCUUGUUUCUGACAUUGACGGACAAGGUAUUUAUUAACGCGUAAUGGCCGAAAAUUUAAUGAAAGUUCCGGUAAAAGGAAUUCUAAAGAAUUCCACAAGUUUUGAAGGCUCAACCUCCAGCAAAGGGUCUACCAAUCGAGGUGCAAAAUGGGAUGAAAUGAAUAUUCUAGCUACACACCAUCCACCUGAUAAAGAUUACGGUCACAUGAAAAUUGAAGAGCCUAAAACACCAUUUAGUUAUCAUGGAGAAGAUUCUGGUGAUGAGGAAGAUAACCACGAGCUAGAUAGUAAACUUCUCACAGAAAGGUUGAUGGCUGGUAAUGAGGAAAUUCCAGCUCAGAAAAAUGAAAGCUCUGUUAGUGAAGAUGAAGAAGAGGAAACUCCAAAUGAUAAAGCUAAAAGGAGAUCCUUUGAACAUAAACGAAAAUCACAUUAUAAUGAGUUUAUGGCUGUGAAAUUGGCAAGACAGCUGAUGCAGAAAGAUGAAGAAGAAGUUGAAAACAAUGAAGAAGAAAGAUUAGCUGAAAAGGAUAUUCAUGUUGAAGUAAAGGAACCAGUUGAUGAUGUAGAAGGAAUGGACAUAAUAGAUCAGUCUCAGACUUCCAGUUGAAUGCACUAAAACUCCUGACCAAUUGAUUUAUUUGUAGCCAUUUUUCCCAUCAUGCUAAUUGAAAAUUAUUUCCUCUUGGUCAGACUGCUCAUUUUUGUUAAAUAUUUAGGGGCUUCCCUAAAGGAUUAAAUUUAGGUAGGCAACUUUUGGUAAGAAUCCCAUCAGUUGAAUUUUAUUUAAAUCUUUUUCUAGAAUCUACAAGUUCAUUACUUGAGCCACACUUUUUGCUCUAACUAUUGGUUUGUCAUAAUUAUGGUGGAAUCUGUUUAUUUGUUGAUUUCUUAGUUAAAAUACCUUUUCAAUCAUUUUCAUGAUUUCACAAUGUCAUUACAAUAAAUGAUUUUGAUUUGUA